Molecule: messenger RNA, 1485 nt
Organism: Myotis daubentonii (Daubenton's bat)
Lineage: Eukaryota; Metazoa; Chordata; Mammalia; Chiroptera; Vespertilionidae
Gene: SWSAP1
Product: SWIM-type zinc finger 7 associated protein 1
Biological process (GO): double-strand break repair via homologous recombination
Cellular component (GO): Shu complex
Molecular function (GO): single-stranded DNA binding
Source: RefSeq, a predicted model, not a curated record
GAUUGGACAGAGAGGCACUAGUGGAUGGCGGAGACGCUGAAGCGGGUGCUAAGCCCCGGGAGGGCGGCCGGGCCCCGGGAGGAUAUGGCCGCGGAGGUUGGGCCACCUUUGCUGUUGCUCGGCGGUCCAGGGUCCGGAAAGACAGCGCUGCUAUUCGCGGCGGCCCUGGAGGCGGCAGGGGAGGGCCGAGGCCCCGUGCUCUUCCUGACGCGGAGGCCUCUGCAAAGCCUACCCCGCCGGACGCCGGCGGCGCUCGACCCCCUGCGGCUACAGAAGAUCCGUUUCCAGUACCCGCCCUCAACCCAUGACCUUCGUCAGCUCCUGUGCUCUGCCCAUGAGGCCCGGGGACCAGCCCCCUUCCUUCUGCUGCUUGAUGGUCUGGAGGAGUACCUCGCUGAAGACCCCGAGCCCCAGGAAGCUGCCUACCUGGCUGCCCUGCUUCUGGACACAGCUGCCCACUUCAGCCACCAGGUUGGGCCUGGCCGGGGCUGUGGGCUCAUUGUGGCCCUACAGACCCAGGAGGAAGGAGACAGUGGUGACCCCCUGCAGCUGUCGCUUCUCCAGAGGUAUUUCCCUGCCCAGUGCUGGCUGCAGCCAGUGGCACCAGGCUCAGGACAGCGCUGCUUCAGAGCCUGCCUGGAGCCCGGCGGGCUGGGACCCAGGGCAGAGUGGAGUGUGGCUUUCCAACCUGAUGGAGAGAUGACCAUCACCCCGUGGCCUGCCCAGGCUGGUGACCCCAGCUCAAACCAGGGUCCAAGCUCUGGAGGCCAGCCUUGAGCUUUGAUGUGUGACCACCUCUCUCUGCCUGUUUCACGGACAUGUACAGAUUUAAAAACCUAAAGAAUGUAAAGUGCCUUUUCUAUUUUCAAAAUAGCAUUAUCUUGUAUAUAUUGUACCCUGUCAACAUAUUGUUUAGUUUUGCUGUUUUUAACUUUAUAAAAAGAGUUUUAUUAGAAAUGCAAUCUUUGAGACUUCUUCUCCCCCUCAACAUUGUUGCUAUGAAUUGGCCACAUUUUUAGUCCAUUUCUUUUUUUUCUUUUUUUUAUUUUCACCCAAUGAUAUUUUUCCCAUUGAUUUUCAGAGAGUGGGAGGGAGGGAGGGAGAGAGAAACAUCUGUGUGAGAGAAACAUAUCGAUUGGUCGCCUCCUACAUGCACCCUGACCAGGGCCAGCCAGGGAUUGAACCUGCAACCCAGAUACAUGCCCUUGAUCAGAAUCAAACUCGGGACCCCUCAGUGGGCGGGCUAACACUCUAACCACUGAACACACCGGCCAGAGCUUUAGUUAAUUUCUUUUUCUCUACUGUAUAUAAUUCCAAUGUAUCGAUCAGAUUGACUUAUUCACUGCUAUGAGCAUUCUUGCACACAUGUCCUGGUGUAUGUGUGAGGGUUUUAGGCUAUAUACCUAGAAAGUGAAUUGCUGCAGCAGAAGGUACACAUAUGUUCAGCUUUCGUAAAUUAUGCCAAACUUUUAAAAAAUGGUUAAA